This is a messenger RNA of Olea europaea var. sylvestris, 1215 nucleotides long. RefSeq lists its product as uncharacterized. The transcript has 2 exons. Lineage: Eukaryota; Viridiplantae; Streptophyta; Magnoliopsida; Lamiales; Oleaceae. The coding region runs from base 322 to 939 and encodes 205 amino acids. The record is from RefSeq and is a predicted model, not a curated record.
ACAUAUUUCAUUGCGUCAUUUGGCAUUUCACCUUUGAAGAAAAGAUAAAGUAUAACUUGAACAUCACGAAAGGGAAGAAUAAAUACAAAUCAAGAACAACAAAAUUGGGGAAAAAAAGGAGAAGAUGAAGCUUGUUUGGUUUCCAGAGACAGCCUCCAAGGCUUAUUUCGACACCGUAAAAUCAGUAAGUUCAACCACUAAACUCGUUUCGAUACCCCUAAAAUGUUCUGGGAUUAGCCAUGGAUUUUCCUGUCGUUGAUGCCCAACAGAAGAUCCAUGGAAAAAUAGGUACUUGAUAUUUCCGUUAGCUGGUAAUUCCUGAUGCCUAAAACUCGUCGAAGGUCUGAAUGGUGUCAACUUCAAAAAGAAUCUGGUGUAGCAGAACUUAUAUCCGCCAUGGCAGCCGGGUGGAAAGCAAAGCUAAUAGUAGAAACAUGGUCGCAGGGUGGGCCAAUUACGACUAGUAUCGGUCUCUCUGUUGCAAGCCACCAUGGCAGCGGCAGGCAUAUUUGCAUAGUCCCUGAUGAAGAGUCGAGGGUGGAGUACGCAGCAGCCAUGGAAAAGGCCGGUAUGUCGUCCCAUAUCAUCGUUGGCGAGGCGGAGAAGGUGGUGGAAAGUUUAGUUGGCAUUGAUUUUUUGGUAGUGGAUUGCAGGCGGAACAACUUCGCGAGAAUCCUUCGGGCGGCGAAACUUGGCCAGAAGGGUGCUGUGCUCAUAUGCAAGAAUGCAAAUUCAAGAGCGGCGUCGGAUUUUAGGUGGCGAAGUGUGGUAGGUGGUGAGUCAAGGAUUGUGCGGUCAAUAUUUUUGCCGGUGGGGAAGGGGCUGGAUAUUGCACAUGUGGGGGCGAGAGGUGGAGGCGCUGCCUCCGGAAAGGCUGAGAAACGGUGGAUCAAACGUAUUGAUCGAGAGUCUGGCGAAGAGUUUGUCAUCCGGAGGUGAAUUCUAAAGAGAGAGAGAUGGGCUGCGUGCAAAGCGACAACAUUUUUUUGUUCCUUUUCUUGGUUUUGUUUUGUGUAUAGAAUUAAGAAAAAUUGAAAGAACGUGUAGAUUAAGAUAAGACUACCUUCAGUUGUAUGCUAACAUCUUCAUAUAAGUUCGACCUUGUUAGAAACGUUGCACAACUUGGUAACAGAAAUCAUGAGAAUCAAAGGAAUGAUGAGGAGAUCAAAAGAUCUUGAAGUGAUAAAUACGAAAUUGUUAAUUUGUUAUUUGAUA